Molecule: messenger RNA, 572 nt
Organism: Macroventuria anomochaeta
Lineage: Eukaryota; Fungi; Ascomycota; Dothideomycetes; Pleosporales; Didymellaceae
Exons: 1
Coding region: 160-450 (96 amino acids)
Source: RefSeq, a predicted model, not a curated record
UGCAUAGGGCUGAGACAUCAAAGUCUAGGCAAACAUGACUUCUAGUUCUGACGCAUCGUGAGCUCGAUAGACAUCUGCGAAGCUCCCCUAGGUAAUCAAUUGCUGUUAUCGAUGAGAUCGAUGCAGUCAUCUUGACUUUCCUGACACCAUCUGGCGGUGAUGUUUCAGAUUACUCGAUGUUUGCGGUUCGCCUUAUUGUUGUCGAAACUACAGACCCGAGCUUGUGAUCAUGAAGCAGUUGCGAUCGAGACGGCCGAGAACCAUAAUGUAGAUCGAGGUUACAUAGCAGCGUGGUCAGACUCGACUGUGCCACGGGAAUGUAACUGUUCGUGCCGGGGCAUCUCAUACCGGACUGCCUCUUUUGGUCCAGCAGCCGUCGAUGGGAAAUUGUGCAGGGUUGCCGUAUAUAUCGUUCGUGCGCGUUGCGGCACAUCGUGUGGAAAUGGGUGAGGCCCCUGAGUGCUCUGGAGUCACUGUCGCGCUGUAAAGAUCUGCAUUGAACGUGCAGACCUGCUUGAUAUCUGCGGUAUCAGUUCUUAGUCAAAAGAAACAUUCACAGACCGAGUCAGCUC